Callithrix jacchus (white-tufted-ear marmoset) is the source of this 3755-nucleotide messenger RNA. It is a transcript of the gene TRIL, whose product is annotated as TLR4 interactor with leucine rich repeats. NCBI's taxonomy places the organism in Eukaryota, Metazoa, Chordata, Mammalia, Primates, Cebidae. Gene Ontology annotation, molecular function: protein binding. Gene Ontology annotation, cellular component: extracellular matrix. The record is from RefSeq and is a predicted model, not a curated record.
AUGGAGGCUGCCCGCGCCGUGCGCUUCCUGCUCGUGGUGUGCGGCUGCUUCGCGCUCCCGCCGCGGGCCGAGCCCGUGUGCCCGGAGCGAUGCGACUGCCAGCAUGCCCAGCACCUCCUGUGCACCAACAGGGGGCUCCGCGUCGUGCCCAAGACCAGCUCGCUGCCGAAUCCCCACGACGUGCUCACCUACAGCCUUGGCGGCAACUUCAUAACCAACAUCACGGCCUUUGACUUCCACCGUCUGGGGCAGCUCAGACGGCUGGACCUGCAGUACAACCAGAUCCGCUCUCUGCACCCCAAGACUUUCGAGAAGCUCUCGCGGCUGGAAGAGCUGUACCUGGGGAACAACCUCUUGCAGGCGCUCGCCCCAGGCACGCUGGCCCCGCUGCGCAAGCUGCGCAUCCUCUACGCCAACGGGAACGAGAUCGGCCGCCUAAGCCGCGGCUCCUUCGAGGGCCUGGAGAGUCUGGUCAAGCUGCGGCUGGACGGGAACGCCCUCGGGGCGCUGCCGGACGCAGUCUUUGCCCCGCUGAGCAACCUGCUCUACCUACAUCUGGAGUCCAACCGGAUCCGCUUUCUGGGCAAGAAUGCCUUCGCACAGCUGGGCAAGCUGCGCUUCCUCAACCUCUCUGCCAACGAGCUACAGCCCUCCCUGCGCCACGCGGCCACCUUCGCACCGCUGCGCUCCCUCUCCACCCUCAUCCUCUCGGCCAACAGCCUGCAGCACCUCGGGCCGCGCGUCUUCCAGCACCUGCCACGCCUCGGCCUGCUCUCGCUCAGGGGGAACCAGCUCACGCACCUCGCGCCGGAGGCCUUUUGGGGGUUGGAGGCCCUGCGCGAGCUGCGCCUGGAGGGCAAUCGGCUGAGCCAGCUGCCCACCGCGCUGUUGGAGCCUCUGCACAGCCUGGAGGCGCUGGACCUGAGCGGCAACGAGCUGUCGGCCCUGCACCCGGCCACCUUCGGUCACCUGGGCCGGCUGCGCGAGCUCAGCCUGCGCAACAACGCGCUCAGCGCGCUAUCCGGGGACAUCUUCGCUGCUAGCCCAGCCCUUUAUCGGCUGGAUCUAGACGGCAACGGCUGGACCUGCGACUGCCGGCUGCGAGGCCUGAAGCGCUGGAUGGGCGACUGGCACUCGCAGGGCCGGCUUCUCACUGUCUUCGUGCAGUGUCGCCAUCCCCCGGCCCUGCGAGGCAAAUACCUGGAUUACCUGGAUGACCAGCAGCUGCAGAACGGGUCCUGCCCAGACCCCUCGCCCUCAGCUUCCCUGACCGCCGACGGCAGGCAAGGACCCCUGCCCACGGCUGCGGGGGAGGAGAUGACGCCCCCUGCAGGUCUCACGGAGGAGCUGCCGCCGCAACCGCAGCUCCUGCAGCGGGGGCGAUUUCCACCUGGGGUGGCCUGGGAUGGGGCUGCCAGGGAGCUCGUGGGCAACCGCAGCGCCGUGAGGCUGAGCCGGCGGGGCCCGGGCCUCCAACAGCCCAGCCCCUCCGCCGCUGCCGCCGCGGGCCAGGCCCCACAGCGCCUAGACUUGCGAGAGAAGCCCCAGCGGGGCCGUCCCACCCGGGCAGAUCCCGCCCAUAUGGAGCCCACCCCAACUGCCUCUCCCGGCUCUGCGCCGUCGCCCGCCGGCGAACCCUGGCAGCGCGCGACGAAGCAGCGCCUGGCCACGGAGCAGCAGGAGCGUGCCGCCCACUCCGACGGCGGAGCCGGGCUGCCGCCGCUGGUGUCCGACCCGUGCGACUUCAACAAGUUCAUCCUGUGCAACCUGACGGUGGAGGCGGUGGGCGCAGACAGCGCCUCGGUGCGCUGGGCUGUGCGCGAGCACCGCAGUCCCCGGCCGCUGGGCGGCGCGCGCUUCCGCCUGCUGUUCGACCGCUUUGGCCAGCAGCCCAAGUUCCACCGCUUCGUCUACCUGCCGGAGCGCAGCGAUUCGGCUACGCUGCGCGAGCUGCGCGGGGACACCCCCUACCUGGUGUGCGUGGAGGGCGUGCUUGGGGGUCGCGUCUGCCCGGUGGCUCCCCGGGACCACUGCGCCGGGCUGGUCACACUGCCGGAGGCCGCGAGCCGGGGCGGCGUCGACUACCAGCUGCUGACCUUGGCCUUGCUGACGGUCAACGCGCUGCUGGUGCUCCUGGCCUUGGCGGCCUGGGCGUCUCGCUGGCUGCGGAGGAAGCUGCGGGCCCGGCGGAAGGGCGGGGCCCCGGUCCACGUUCGCCACAUGUACUCCACCCGACGGCCCCUGCGCUCCAUGGGCACCGGCGUGUCCGCCGACUUCUCGGGAUUCCAGUCGCACCGGCCGCGCACCACCGUGUGCGCACUCAGUGAGGCGGAUCUCAUCGAGUUCCCCUGCGACCGCUUCAUGGACAGUGCGGGAGGUGGCGCGGGCGGCAGUUUGAGACGGGAGGAACAUCUCCUGCAGCGAUUUGCUGACUAGGUCCAGGGCGUGUAGAGACCAUCUCAUUGGCACCAAGGAGCCGCCUCUCUGUGGGGCCCACCAGCCCACCUCAGGGGAAGUGCCCUUUUAUGCACUUGCCAGAGAGGCCAAUGGGGACAGAGGGCCAAUUUGGGCACCAUCCCCCAAUUCCCAGUACUCAAACUGUAAAUGGAUGGUACUUGGUGGUCAAGGCCAAGAGUCUGGGACAAAUGAAUGGUGGGAUGCUGAGGUGGGAGGCAGCCUUCACUUGGAGGCUUUGCCACAGUUAUACAAAUGGCUUUUGUAGCAUUGCAAUGCAAUAGCCUGGCUUCUUUGGAGGUAGAAAGGCGGUGCUUGUGCCCCCAAAUGGCCAGAAAGAUUUGGGUGCAUGCUUUUUGUUUGCUCAGUGUCACACAGAGGACUUUUGUUUCUAUUUAAGGAAAAAGGAACUUAUUACCAUUACAAAGGAGGCUUGGCCUGGGACUCCACUGGUUUGGUGAUCUCUGCCAGGAAGGGGGAUGUAAACAGGUGGUAAAGUUUAACACAGCCGCCAAGGAACUCAUUUAUGUUGACUGAUAGAGCAUUCAGGAUACCAUAAAGUUUAAAUAAUAAGAGAUGCAAUUUUUUUAAAACAAUGUGAAAAGCUCUGACAUUUAACGAACUGACCAAUUGACUCAAGGACUGUUUUAGUUGAACUGGGCCAUUCUAUGAUGUUACUUUUAACAUUAACAGUACAAGAGCGUUUGCUGACUUGGAGGAUAACUAAGAUUACGUACUUUCUCAGGAGAAGACUGCAUGCAAGACUUCUCUGUCAGGGUUGCUCCUGUGGCUUUUUAAUUUUAUUUUUUUAAACCUAUAUAUGGAAAAGGAAAUUUCAAUGCCAGAUUUGAUAAAAGAAUGUAAUGUAUACAUAGCUGAUGACCCCCUGGGGAACACCAGAAUUCCAGUUCACUUACCACAUCUGUGACAGUGUGUUUAGAUUGGAAUAAAUGUGAUGUGGUACUUCUCAUGUUUUUAUCAGUGACAUGGUUGACUGUACCCUAAUUCUCUUGAGUUGCAGUUAAGUGAGGAAGGUAAUUUCCUAAUAGGGAAGCAAAAGGUGAUUGUCAAUUGAUAGUUUAAUGUUUGACCACAUUAGUGUCUUUCUUUAUAUGAUGUAGUAGAGGGGAAGAAAUUAUGGAAAACAAAUGUGAAAAAAAUACACCAGUGGGUAUCUUUUCUACUAAAACCAGAAGAUUGUUGAGUACUUAAACCUCACUGUGAAAUAAUGAUAUAUUUUGCAAUUAAUCCCUCCCCAACCCAGUGUCUUACUGUGUGAUUAAAUCUUAUCUUUUAGCUAA